This is a messenger RNA of Protopterus annectens (West African lungfish), 2046 nucleotides long. It is a transcript of the gene PPWD1, whose product is annotated as peptidylprolyl isomerase domain and WD repeat containing 1. Gene Ontology annotation, biological process: protein peptidyl-prolyl isomerization. The transcript has 11 exons. NCBI's taxonomy places the organism in Eukaryota, Metazoa, Chordata, Ceratodontiformes, Protopteridae. The coding region runs from base 41 to 1927 and encodes 628 amino acids. Gene Ontology annotation, molecular function: peptidyl-prolyl cis-trans isomerase activity; protein binding. The record is from RefSeq and is a predicted model, not a curated record.
UCUACAAACGUAGCUAUCCAUCGGCCCUGGACUUGUCAAUAUGGCGAAAUCAAAAGAUUCAAAACGGAAGAGUCGGGAUUCUGAUAGUAGUAGUUCUGAUAGCAGUACCUCGGAGGAUGAACGGGAAGAUAACUGGGUUGGGCCCACGUUAAGUGAGGCAGCAAAACCAAAAAAAAGAAAAGUACUUGAGUUUGAGAAUGUUUACCUGCAGAAUCUUCCCAGUGCUUCAAUGUAUGAACGAAGCUACAUGCACAGAGAUGUCAUUACACACUUGGCAUUCACCAAGGCAGAUUUUCUAAUAACUGCCAGCCAAGAUGGGCAUGUCAAGUUUUGGAAGAAGAAGGAAGAAGGAAUAGAAUUUGUCAAACAUUUCCGAAGUCAUUUAGGUGUCAUUGAAAGCAUUGCUGUUAGUUCCGACGGAGCACUGUUUUGUUCUGUUGGUGAUGAUGAAGCAAUGAAGAUUUUUGACGUUGUGAAUUUUGACAUGAUCAACAUGCUUAAACUGGGUUACCAUCCUGGACAGUGCGAGUGGAUCCAUUCCCCAGGUGAUGCUAUUUCUGCUGUUGCAUGUUCUGCAAAGACCACAGGAAAGAUAUAUGUGUAUGAUGGACGAGGAAGUAAUAUACCACUGCAUGUUUUUGAAAAGCUACAUAGAUCCCCUCUCUGCCAGAUUCGACUAAACCCUGCUUACAAAGUUGUAGUGUCUGCAGAUAAAUGUGGUAUGAUUGAAUACUGGACUGGUCCACCACAUGAAUACAAGUUCCCCAAGAAUGUGGACUGGGAGUAUAAAACUGAUACAGACCUAUAUGAAUUUGCAAAAUUUAAAGCCUACCCAACUAGCAUUGCUUUUUCACCAGAUGGAAAGAAAAUGGCCACCAUUGGGUCUGAUCGCAAAGUUCGACUCUUCAGAUUUUUGACUGGAAAGCUCAUGAGAGUUUUUGAUGAAUCUUUGGCAAUGUUCACUGAGCUUCAGCAGACAAGACAGCAGCUGCCAGACAUGGAGUUUGGGCGUCGUAUGGCUGUGGAGCGAGAGCUGGAGAAAGUGGAUGGAAUAAGGCUAACUAAUGUAACCUUUGAUGAGACUGGCCAUUUUAUACUUUAUGGAACAAUGUUGGGAAUUAAAGUCAUUAAUAUAGAAACUAACCGAUGUGUACGUUUCCUUGGCAAACAAGAGAAUAUACGAGUUUUACAACUGGCUUUGUUCCAGGGUGUAGCUAAAACACAUCAAGCUGCAGCCACCAUUGAGAUGAAGGCCUCAGAAAACCCCGUUCUACAGAAUGUUCAGUCAGAUCCGACAGUAUUCUGCACAUCAUUUAAGAAGAAUCGUUUCUAUAUGUUUACAAAGAGAGAACCAGAAGACACAAAAAGUGCAGAAUCUGACAGAGAUGUUUUCAAUGAGAAACCAUCUAAAGAAGAAGUCAUGGCAGCCACACAAGCAGAAGGCCCCAAACGGGUGUCUGAUAGUGCAAUCCUGCACACAACUAUGGGAGAUGUCCAUGUCAAACUUUUCCCUGUUGAGUGUCCCAAAACAGUGGAGAACUUUUGUGUUCACAGUCGGAAUGGAUACUACAAUGGACAUAUAUUUCACCGGGUCAUUAAGGGAUUUAUGAUUCAGACCGGAGAUCCAACUGGUACAGGAAUGGGUGGGGAAAGCAUUUGGGGUGGAGAAUUUGAAGACGAAUUCCACUCAACAUUAAGGCAUGAUAGACCGUAUACACUAAGUAUGGCUAAUGCUGGGCCUGGUACAAAUGGAUCACAGUUCUUUGUCACAGUUGUGCCAACGCCAUGGCUUGACAAUAAGCAUACAGUUUUUGGGCGAGUGGCAAAAGGAAUGGAGGUCGUUCAGAGAAUCUCAAAUGUCAAAACAAAUCCCAAAACUGAUAAGCCGUAUGAAGAUAUUAGCAUAAUAAAUAUCACAGUUAAGUAGAAGCAUCAAAGUUUGUGUAGAACACGGUCUGAAAUCUGGCUGUAACUAAAACAAUGUUGUAGAGCAGCACUGAAAAAAUGCAGUUUGGAACUGUAAAUAAAUACUUUUUCACUGGGGUA